Molecule: messenger RNA, 3567 nt
Organism: Lolium rigidum
Lineage: Eukaryota; Viridiplantae; Streptophyta; Magnoliopsida; Poales; Poaceae
Product: calmodulin-binding transcription activator 4-like
Exons: 12
Coding region: 305-3265 (986 amino acids)
Biological process (GO): regulation of transcription by RNA polymerase II
Cellular component (GO): nucleus
Molecular function (GO): protein binding; transcription coregulator activity; double-stranded DNA binding
Source: RefSeq, a predicted model, not a curated record
CCAACUCUCUGUCCCCGUCUUCAAUCACGGAACGAACCAGCCUCCCGGAUCCCCCCUGCGCCAGUCGCCACCGUUUCCCCUCCCCACCUCUGCGUCCGCAGCUGCUACACCUCCUUCUGGGGAAAUCAAGCACUCAGGAAGAAGAACCCUUGCAAUAUCCUGCUUCUCCCUCCUCCGCGGAGCCUCAGCUCCUUCAUUCGGUCGCCUGCAUACCGUUCAGUUCUGGUUUGCUGGGAGUCGGGGGCUUCCAUUUCUCGGAGUCUUCCAUGAGUGCGUGGAGGCUGCUGGAUCUCCGCGAGUGACCAUGAGCCAGAGUUUUGACAUCAACGUGCUUCUCAAAGAAGCAAGGGGCAGGUGGUUAAAGCCUUCUGAAGUCUACUAUAUCUUGUCGACUCAUGAGAAGCUCCAGAUCACCCAUCAGCCACCAAAUAAGCCACCCAGUGGUUCACUAUUCCUGUAUAAUCGCCGUGUGAAUCGGUUUUUCCGGAGAGAUGGUUUGGCAUGGCGAAGGAAGAAGGAUGGAAGGACUGUUGGGGAGGCUCACGAGCGAUUGAAGGUUGGAAAUAUUGAUGCUCUGAGCUGCUACUACGCUCACGGAGAGCAAAAUCCAAGUUUUCAGAGACGGUGUUUCUGGAUGCUGGAACCUGCAUACGACCAUAUUGUGCUGGUACAAUAUCUAGAAGUGUCUGAGGGACGAUAUUAUUCAUCAUUGUCAAAUGGAUCAGCAGCAUCUCUUUCGAUCUUGAGUUAUCCAAGUGACAUAUAUGGAAACCACGGCUCCACUUCGGACUUUAGUGAGGGCAGUGAAUCCCGGCAGAGCUCUGUAACUGAAGUAAGUUCCUAUUCUGGAUUAAUAGGAAAACCAAAACUUGGCCAGACUAGUCUGGAACGAAGUUCCGAAUUUUACAUGACAGAUAGUAAUGAUUCAACAAAUAAAUCUGGGUUUGACCAAGCUUUGAGGAGCAUCACUGAGCAGUUAAGUUUGGGUGAUGAUGAUGACUACAUUUACGUAAACCAAGUUACAAAUACUGAGGCUGCAGAAAGACAGGGAAAUCAGACAAGCAACAGUCCAGGUGAUGAUAAAGCAAAUCAAAUUCGACCAGAAGGAACUCAAAAUGGUGGUGGCAGGGGGAUACCACCAUCAUGGGAAAAUGUGCUGAAGUUCAAUUCAGGUUUGCCAGAGUCAUCUACAUACCAGUCUGGUGCCCACUAUCAGCAAAGUUCAGAAUAUCAGCCACCAGGAGGCCUAGAUGGCACCGAUUUGCAGAUGCAACUUUCUGCUGCUAAGAGAUUUCUUUUAGGGCCAGAAGACUCUAUUGACUCGCCAUCUUAUAACUUCAUACCAAGAGAUGAAGGAAUCAAUGGCAUUGAUACUUUUUCAGCUCAUGACAGUAGUCUUCAAAGCUAUCUGAAUUCGGACUGGACAAGAACAUCUCCUGUAGCACUUCAAAGUAAUCUGUAUCACUCUGAAAUAUCAGAGUCGUUGCUGGACCAUGGUCAGUUUGAAACAUCAUCGGGAGAGGAUAAAAGAAUAAACUUGACACCUAAGGGAAAGUUUAAUAUUCGUGAGAUCUCUCCUGAAUGGGCAUUCUGCUAUGAGAUCACAAAGGUCAUCAUUACUGGAGAUUUCUUGUGUGAUCCGUCAAAUUCAUCCUGGGCAGUAAUGUUCGGCGACAGCGAGAUGCCAGUUGAAAUUGUUCAGCCAGGUGUCCUUCGCUGCCACACACCACUACACAGUAGCGGUAAGCUCACGCUCUGUAUUACCACUGGGAAUAGAGAAGUUUGCAGUGAGGUCAAGGACUUUGAGUUCCGUGCAAAGUCAACGGCUUCUAGUUUCACAGACCUCGCGCCGCCGUCUAGAUCUAUGAAGUCUACUGAAGAGUUGUCACUUCUUGCCAAGUUCGCAAGAAUACUUCUGAGUGAUGAUGCAUCCUCUACAGUUUCGGGUGGUGAUCCUCAGGCUGGACAGAGUCCAAAACUUAAGAUUGAUGAACUUGAUGUAGGUUGUGAAAAUUCACCAAGUGUGGUUGAUUGGAUUAUGGAGGAAUUGCUGAAAAGUAAAUUACAACAUUGGUUAUCGCUGAAGCUACAAAGAAACGAUGGAACAUAUUGUUCUAUGUCCAAGCAUGAGCAAGGUAUGAUACACUUGAUUUCUGCGCUGGGCUAUGAGUGGGCACUGUCCUCAGUUCUCAGUGUUGGUGUUGGCAUAAAUUUGCGUGAUGCAAAAGGAUGGACUGCACUUCAUUGGGCUGCUUAUUUUGGAAGGGAGAAGAUGGUUGCUGCACUUCUUGCUGCUGGCGCAUCGGCUCCAGCUGUUGCCGAUCCCACUGCACAAGAUCCAGUGGGCAAAACGGCAGCUUUCCUAGCUUCUGAACAAGGACACAUGGGCCUUGCAGGCUAUCUUUCAGAAGUCUCUCUAACUAGCUAUCUUGCAUCACUGACUAUAAAAGAGAACGAUAUUACAAAAGGAUCAGCUGCAGUGGAAGCAGAGCGAGCAGUAGAGAGCAUAUCUCAGAGGAGUGCCCUACUGCAUGGAGGCACUGAAGAUGAGCUCUCGCUGAAGGACUCUCUUGCAGCCGUGAGGAAUGCAGCUCAAGCAGCAGCACGAAUUCAGAAUGCCUUCCGUGCCUUUUCUUUCAUGAAGAGACAACACAAGAAUGCUCGACUGAAGGAUGAAUAUGGGAUGACACAAGAAGAUAUAGAUGAACUUGCAGCUGCAUCAAGGUUAUACAACCAACAUCAUGUUUCAAGCGGUCAGUUUUUUGAUAAAGCAGCUGUUUCAAUUCAGAAGAAAUAUAAGGGUUGGAAAGGACGCAAAAACUUUCUGAACAUGCGCAGAAAUGUGGUAAAAAUACAGGCUCAUGUAAGAGGUCAUCAAGUGAGAAAGAAAUACAAGUUCGUAAGCACUGUUAGUGUGCUAGAGAAAGUAAUACUAAGGUGGCGUCGGAAAGGGCAUGGCUUACGUGGCUUCCGAGCUGAGCAAUCAGCAAUGACUGAAACAGAAGAGGGAGAGGAGGAAGAUGAUGAUGACUUUUAUGAUGACGAUGCAGUCAAGAUCUUCCGUCGGCAGAAGGUUGAUGAAUCUGUGCAGGAGGCUGUGUCAAGAGUGCUGUCCAUGGUAGACUCUCCUGAAGCAAGGAUGCAGUACCGCCGAAUGCUCGAGGAGGUCCGUCAGGCAACUGCUAAACUGGGUACAUCUGAUGAGGCAACAUCAUCAAUACUUAACGAUGACUUACUACUAGAAAUCAAAAAAAUUACGUGGUGAAAGAAGCAGGCAACAUCAGGAGCGCUUGUGGGACCACCUCGAAUGAUAUGAAGUAACUAGGAAUUUGGUACAGUAUGCAGCCCAGUGUACAUGAUACUGCCCAGUUUGUAGAGUGUUUGCCCGACUGUUGUAGAGUGAUGAUUCUAUCCAAGGAUGAAGGCGUGAGAGGGAUGAUCUGUCUAUUAUCUUGAAAAAGGUGAUGGUUUUACGUAGUGUCAUAUGUAAGCUAUGUAUUAACAGGGAAUGACAUGUUAUGCGCACCUUCUCUGGUUGUCUUUAACUUAAUUAUUAGUUGUCUUUAA